GUCGCUCGUCGUGUGCUCAGGCCGGCCCCCCGACGGCCGCGCGUUGAGAUGACUUUCCGCGAUCUCCUGAGCUUCAGUUUCGAGGGACCCGGCUCGGACAGCAGCGCCAGCGGGGGUGGUAGAGGGGGAGGCGCGGGCGGCGCUGCCGCCUCGGAGGGCCAGGCGGUGGACGGCGUGCCUGCGGCCGCGGGCUGCGGCGGCGGCGGCGGCGGCGGCGUGGUGGGCGCCGGCAGCAGCGAGGACAACCGGAGCUCCGCUGGAGAGCCCGGGAGCCCAGGCGCCGGCGGCGAGGUGAAUGGCACAGCGGCCGUCGAGGGGCUGGUGGUGAGUGCUCAGGGAGUGGGCGUGGGCGUCUUCCUGGCAGCCUUCAUCCUCACAGCUGUGGCGGGCAACGUGCUGGUCAUCCUCUCGGUGGCCUGCAACCGCCACCUGCAAACGGUCACAAACUAUUUCAUUGUGAACUUGGCUGUGGCCGACCUGCUGCUGAGCGCCACAGUGCUCCCGUUCUCGGCCACCAUGGAGGUUCUGGGCUUCUGGGCCUUUGGCCGGGCUUUCUGCGACGUCUGGGCCGCCGUGGACGUGCUGUGCUGCACGGCCUCCAUCCUCAGCCUCUGCACCAUCUCGGUGGACCGGUACGUGGGUGUACGCCAUUCGCUGAAGUACCCCUCCAUCAUGACCGAGCGCAAGGCAGCAGCCAUCCUGGCGCUGCUCUGGGCCGUAGCUCUCGUCGUGUCCGUGGGGCCACUGCUGGGAUGGAAGGAGCCGGUGCCCCCUGACGAGAGCUUCUGCGGCAUCACUGAGGAGGCAGGCUAUGCUGUCUUCUCCUCAUUGUGCUCUUUCUACCUGCCUAUGGCAGUCAUCGUGGUCAUGUACUGCCGCGUCUACGUGGUAGCGCGAAGCACCACGCGCAGCUUGGAGUCUGGCGUCAAACGCGAGCGCGGCAAGGCCUCCGAGGUGGUGCUGCGCAUCCACUGUCGCGGCGCCAGCGCUGGCUCAGCUGAGACCCACUGGGGGAUGCGCAGCACCAAGGGUCGCACGUUGCGCAGCUCCCUGUCGGUGCGUCUGCUCAAGUUCUCUCGCGAGAAGAAGGCGGCCAAGACGCUGGCCAUUGUCGUGGGCGUCUUCGUGCUCUGCUGGUUCCCCUUUUUCUUCGUCCUGCCACUGGGCUCCCUGUUCCCACAGCUGAAGCCCUCAGAGGGCGUCUUCAAGGUUAUCUUCUGGCUGGGCUACUUCAACAGUUGUGUGAAUCCACUCAUCUACCCCUGCUCCAGCAGGGAGUUCAAGCGUGCCUUCCUCCGCCUCCUGCGCUGCCGGUGCCAUCAUAGUCGCCAGCGCCGCCGCCCCCUCUGGAGUAUCUACAGUCACAACUGGCGAGCUUCAAAUGGCAGCCCACACCCAGACUGCAUGCCUGGCCCAGGUGCCAUACCUACCAGGGCCCCACAGGCCUUCACGGUGCCCUCAGCCCCUGGCUCCCUGGGCACACCCAAAGCACAGGCUCCAGCUGUCACCUGUCGAAAGAUGCCCUGCACCUUCCGUGAGUGGAGGCUUCUCCGGCCAUUCCAGAGACCUGCUACCCAGCUGCAUGCCAAAGUCUCCAGCCCAUCGCAAAAGAUCCACACCAGAGAGGCCAUGUGCGCCCUGCACUCAGAGGUAGAAGUGGUGUUCUUAGGUGUCCCCCGUGAUGCAGCUGAGGGCACCACCUGCCAGGCUUAUAAACUGGAGGACUACAGCCAUCUCCAAGAGACUGAUAUUUAAGGACCUUGAGUUAGGCCGAGGAGUAUGCUGGAGUGGCGGGAAGGGUAUGGAGAAGGAAGCUGUCUUUGUUCAAGAGGCUGGUGAGAAUCAGAGACCCAGAAACGAAUCAGCAUCAGUUUUGGCAACUGCUCUCCAGCAUCCGUGAGGAACUGAGAUGGGAUGAGGGUUUUGAAAGUUAUGGGAUCCCCCUCCUGGACACAGAUGCCCCUAGCUCCUCCUUUCAAGAGAGGGGCUACGGGCUCCUUGAGGCCAUUUGCUUCCAAUCCCUGCAUGAGAAAUACUGCCGCAUCCAUGCUGUGAACCCUGGGUAGGUGGCCCCAAGUAUAGCCAGGCAGCCCUGUCCCUCCUCUUGGGGAGGAAAGGGCACAGAAGCCCUGCCUGGCUGUCCCCAAUGCCUUCCCUCCAGGAAAGGUCACUGGGGCCAAGGAUUCUCAAUGGACAUAAUUUCUCCUUACUGCAGACUGGAGAAAUCCAGUGAGCCUGGCACCGCCACCAGCAUGCUUUGGUGGCAGAAUGAAUGACUGUCCUACAAGCCUAUUGUAUAACCUGCAGGCCACUCUGCCCUACAGAGGCCCUGCCCUGCCCCUCAUUUUGUCUUCCAAAGGGCCUUACUGUUUACACUCUGUAUAUAGCUCCUUAUGCCUGUGCCCAUUACUUCUUGCUGGGAUCUAGAACCAUCAAAUAGGGAGAGCUUUGUCAUUUUUAGGCAUAUUUAUUGGUCAGGGUACUUCUAUUUUCUCCAAACUGUGCAAACUGUUCCUCUUUAGCUUACAACCCAUGAAGAACUCCUUUUUUAAAGGCCCACAACAGGAUAAAUUGAGUUAUCCUGUGAUCUGUGUUCACUUUCUAGUUUCAGCCUAACUGUCUCUUUAACUGAUGGCUUCUGUCCUUUGGGACUUUCAGCAUGACCAAAAGAUUUGGGAAUUUUGUUGGCUCUUAAAACUCACAUGAUUAGUCUUUGAAAGCAAACAAAGUUUAACUUUUUCAGUCUCACCAGAUGCAUCUGUGAUGCUCUCAGGGCCUCAGUCUGGAAGGUGGCCAUCAGUGAAAUUGGUGAAACAUUACUUUACAUUAAAAAAUAUACAAGCCCAAGUAGACAUGUGUACAUGGUGAGUGAGGGAACACUUACCUGGAACCAUGCUUAUUAGCGUUGAUGGUUCAACAAAUCAUCCAAAAUCUGUUAUAUUCCCAAGAGGCUAUAGGUAGCUCAGUUUUCAACUGGAUAAUACCAACCACACAUGUCCAACCAGCAAAGGAAUGAUGAUGGUAGCCCAGUGGACCUUUGGAAGGAGAACUGCUAGAUAAUACCCUGGGGUCUCUGGGGUGGAGGUGUUCUAAAACAGGAAGAACCAACUGCUGGGGCCAACAUGGACCAGUAUUUUCAACCAGAAGCUUCCUGUAGUAGGGAGGUAGUCUGUUGAAAAGGUCAUCACAAUUUCAGACUCCUCAUCCCAAUAUUACAAGGUAAAAAGACAGCCAAUAUCAUCUUGGCUCAGGAGCAGAAAUUUCACCCUGUGGAUCUAUAGCAAGUACUGGACUUUCAGGCCUGGCAUCCCCCAAGGCACAGGAGGAGCAGUUAAAAGCGGAUACUGGGAGCAUGUUGCAUACAUUAAAGAGGGCCCCAUCUUACAGCACAUUGGCUGCCCUAACGCUGGGAACACUGGCACAGCCCCCAGAAUCUUCUCACAGAGGUGGGGCCAUCUGUCAAAGCAAGGAGGCAGACCCUUGCAUCAAUGUAUUGAAUGUUGGGCUUCUGAGCAGGAGAGUUCAACAGCAGGGGAGGGUCUCUUAGAGGGUUCCCACAUGCCAAGGCAGUUGAGCCCACAGGAGGUCUGUAGUAGGGACAAGGGAUAAGUGUGGAGAGAUAGCUUUCAUCAGAAGGAUUUAAGUGGUGGUGGGGUUGGGGGGGCUCCCUGUUCUGGAUGACAGUGGGUGUAGAGGCAGGGGGCGGUCAGCAGCUUGCCCAGUACUUGCUCUAGGCUUGAUGACCAAUCAGCAAAACAUAUCUGACCUUUAAGCCUCAGCUUCGGUCUCCUGCACGUGGGGCCCUCAGCACAAAGCUGGCCUCCUCUUAUGCCCUCCAUACUAGGGAACAAGCCUUCGGGAGAGGGGGUGGGGCUACAGAGCCCCUAGAGAGGCUGUGCCAGAGCAAGGGCAUCCAGUGACCCAGUUCUAAACAUCAAACAAAGCACUUGCUGACCUUAUUCUCAGGACGUGGCAGAGUCCUGGAAUAGCCAAGAGGAAUGGAGGAAGUAGCAACAGCCUUUCUAAAGGAAGGAGCCUCUUGCAAGUGGUUUGGGGACAUCUGGAAGAAGUGCAUUCACUGCACCACUUUCUGGGUCUUCAGGUGCCCCAGCCCCAUCCACAACUGAGGGAGUAGAGAAGACUCAGUGCCCAUGAAAAUGGGACUAAGUGUUCCUUUACACAAUCCUCAAGGGAUGGAGUGAAGCCAGAAGGAGUUGUGAGUGAGAAGGAGAAUGCUCCUGUGAGAAGUGACAGAGACAGAAGCAAGCCUCCAAGGGCACUGGUAUUUGCCCAAUUCCACCACCCACCCCACCCCCUGCCAAUUCCUUAGAAAGCUGCAUCCCCACUUCCAUCCCAAGGUCCCAGCUCCAGUCCAUCCUCCCUUUCCAGCUAGGCUCUUGCGACCCAUCUUGCUUUCUUCCCACAGUCUCCAGGACCUCUGUCCCAGCAUCGCCCAGGGCUGCUUUUGCAAUUCACCUGGGACCUUUCAUUUCCCCAAUCUCCUCCCCCUCUGUCUCUGCCACAGUCCACACUGGUGGCCACUCCCUGUUUCCUGAAAUAUUCCUCUCCCUGCCUGAUCCACACCCCUGGGAUCUUCUGAUCAUCUGACCACAUUCUCUCCAUCUCUCUCUCUGCCUCCUGUGCAGGUGCCUCUCUAUGCUCUUCAAUGUCCCCAAGGUUCUUUUCUUAUCUCAACUUGCCACCCAGUCUCAUCCACUCCAAAUCAUCUUAAUGACCACUUGUACAUAAAUGGCUCCCAAAGUGUCUGUCUCUAGCUCCAAAUGUGUCUCUAGCUCCUCCCCUAGAUGACCUCAGACACCUAACAUACAAGCCCUCCAGCCUCCUCCAAAGUUAUGUCCUCCACUUGCAGGCAUGACAAACGCACUGAUGCUGAAGCUUCAGGCUCUCAGGGGCCCUGAGCCUGCCUGCCCUCUCUACUUGCCGUUAUCUUCCCAAGACCUCCUUCCCAGACCCCUGGCUCAGAAUUAAGCCCUGAUUGGCCCUCAGCCUCUCUGGUAGUUCACACCAAGGUCAUCCAGGCUUAGAGUUAACCAAUAGGAUCCACAUCUUCAUCCACUACGAGGAAGUGGGCUGUCUGACCCCGGGCUACUCAAGACUAGGUGUGAAUGUUCAUUAAAUCCUGGAUCGAUGGAGUUGCCCCAUUACCCUUUCCUGCCACACUGCUCCCAUGCCCACCUGAUGGCUGGCCAACAUCACUGUCUUUGUAAGACCCUCCCCACAGCCGGUUCUACCAGUUCUCAAGGAGCUACAGCCUGCAUCCUUCUCCAGCCAGAGAGCCAGAUACACCCUGGACUUCUGAAGAACGAAGUCUCCUGCUCCACAUGCCCUGCUGCCCAGACCCCUCCUGGAACCCAACUCUGCAGGUCACUCACCAUCACCACCACCAGCACUACAAGCCAGUCCCUUAGUCCCUCUGGUUCCAGGCGCUGACAGGUCCUGGGGAAAGUUUUUGGACUUCAGUGACUUGUCAGAGCUCAACUCCUCUGUGCCCUCCUGACCCCGUUUCUAUUCCCAUCCUGUCAUACCCCCAGGGGGUUACAUGUUCACUGUCCACUUGGAAAAGAAUUUCCUUUUUUUUUUCUUCUUCUUGUGGUUCCAAUGAAGCACAAAACCAGAUGCUUAUAAAGGCUAAACCCGUCCCAUAGCCUCUCAGCUCAGAAUGGCUCUCUAGGGAGCCCAGUAGAUCCAGGUGGUGCUGGGGAUGGUAACUUUGGGAAGAGGGCCUGCACUCGGCUCUCUUGAAGGUCUAGGCGGUCACUUCUUCCCUUCCCCACCCAACACUUUGAGGGAGCAGGGAAACAAAGAAACUGUUGAACAAGACCCUGCCCUACAUUCUCAAAUUGCUCUUGUCUAGAGAAAAAUGAAGCACGAAUUGCAGGGUGAAUUUGGAACCAAGAAGAAAUAUAGGAACUGGGACCACAACAGGCUGAGCUUUUAGAGCCAGGAGCUGGAAGGAAGGACACAUUGGAAGAGGACUUCACCUAUGAAAUUUGUGGAUAUUCCUUCCAGGAGUUUGACAUUCAUGUGACUCCAUCAUACUGUUUGCAUCCACCUUCUUUUGUCCUGCCAGAAACCAUAGGACUCUCAGCUUCCAUUCCGGAGACAAGCCACAAAGGUCAUGGUUCACUGGCCAGCCUAUGGAUAGACUAAUUAGAGGUCAGGUCUGAACAUCUGGGCAGGCAGAUAGGCAUGAGAUGGAGCACGUAGUACAAAACACAGCUGCCUGGGUACCAGUGUCUGUGAGUAGAGUAAUUCUCCUAGAUGGGGGAGGGGUGAAGCAGAUAACAAAGGACAUAAGCGCCCUAGAUAUGUUGAAAAUGCAGCUGCAAGUAAUAAGGAAGCUGCUUAAACACUGGUUAUUGUUUUUCUCACUUCACAACUUAUGAAGUAGGUAGUUUCUGGCAUUGUCAGUCACAUAUCCAAGCUCUUUCUAUCUUUGCUUCAUAAUCUUUGGUGUGUUGGUUUUUAUCCUCCUUGUUGCUUCACCGUGAUCAAUGGUACCAUAAAUCACAUUCAUAUUCAAGGCAGAGAAAAAAGGAGAAGGGUCUGGGCUAUGGCAUCUGCCUCCUUUUAUCAAGAUAAUAAAAGUUUUCCCCAAACCACCCUUCCCCAGCUUACCUCCAGAAGUGGAUGCCAUGACCACCCUGCAAGGGAGAGUGGCAACAAAAAACAAAACGGAGUGAUAGGUCUGCAAAGUGGGCCAAAUUUAGUCUACCACCUGACUUUAUACAGACUAUGAACUAAGAAUGGGUUUUACAUUUUUAAAUGGCUGAGGGGAAAAAAAGUCAAGAGAUUAUUUCAUGACAGAUGUAUUAUAUGAAAGUCACCUCUUGGCCCACAAAGCCUAAAUUUAAAAAAAGGGUUUUUUUGUCAAAAAGUUUGUUGACCCUGCUUUAGGGCAACAUGGAUCAUUGCCUCCCAUUGGAAACCACUGCUAUUCUGAACAAAAUCACAAUUCUGGCAGCAGGAGGAAGCAAUGGAUAUCAUGCAGGCAACUCUCAGUGUCUGUCACAUAGGCCAGUCACCGUAAUGCAAGCCUUUGUCAGCUAUCUAAUCUGCAAUAGCAUAAGAUAAGAGCUCCCCUUCUCAUCAGGAACCUAACCAAGGGGGUUUUUUAGGAAGCCCUCUACCUCAAGGAGAGUUUCCCAAACUGACCAAAGGUGUGGAAUUUUGAAAAAGUAAAAGGGGACACAAUGAAAUAUCUGUCUGGCUAUGCCUCAAAAGGCUCAAUCAGUUAUUAUUUGCUCAAUGAACUUGCCCUCAGCCAAGGGGCUGGUCCUUGGUAUUACAGGUGUAGAAAGUGAGUCUAGUCAGUGUCCCACAGUUACCAGUCUCAUAUAAGCUACACAGAUGACCCACCUCACUAGGACAUGAAGUUCAUAAGCCCAAAGCCAAUGUGCUCAUUUUUAAUGGGAGCUAUAACUUAACUAUCACACAAGCCAGUGUUCUCAUGAUGAUAAAUGAACUUAAUGGGAAGCCAAACUGUGGUCUGAAGGAUGCUUAGUGAGUUCAGAGGCUGAGCCAGGAAGGUAAAGGGAAAAGUCACUUAUUUCAUACACCAGGUAUGGGGACUGGUUCCCAGGACAGGGUUCCAUGUCCCAAUGCAUUGUGCCUCUGAUUCCCUCUCCAUCCUCCCAUCUCGUUUUCCCAUUUCAGCCGUUUGUCUUACUCUGUUCCUCAGGAGUGAGAGGUAAUAACACAAACAAAAUAUAUAGUAAAUGGUGACAAGCAAAAAAUAUAUAACAGGGAAAGGGAACGGGAAAUGUUGAAGCUGUGGAACAUGGUACUUUCAGAUUGAGUACCCAGGGAAAGUCUCAGGUAAAAGGUAAUAUGUGAGAAAAGGCCUGAAGGUAGUAAUGAUGUAAAUAAACCAUGCAGACUGUUGGGGAAAAGCACUCCUCACAAAUGGAACAACAGGUGCAAAGUCUUAACUUAGGAGAAGACUUGGUGUGUUCAGAUUAGCGAGCAGGGCAGGGUCGAUCAGGCAGAUCAGGCAAAGUAGAGGAACAGAAAAUGAGGGUGCCAGAGGUAGUAGGUGAUGAGUGCCAAAGUACACAGAGCCGUGUAAAUAACACAGGACUCUGGCUUUCCUUCUGAGUGAAGUGGUACCUUACAAGAGUUUGAGGAGAGAAGUGACAGGGUCUGACUUUGGGUGGACAGGGUUAUUCUAGCUAUUGUGUGGAAAUAAAAAAAAAAAAAGAAAAGAAACCAAGAAAGACCAGAAUGAAAGCAGGAGGCCAGUUGAAGAGUAGUGACAGCAACAAUCUAAGCUGAUGAUGGCUUGGCCAGAGGAAUGCAGGUGAAUGAGAAGAGGGAGAUUCUGAAUAUUGUGGAGAUGGCAUUUCCAUGGGCUACAUCCACGCUCAGCUUUCCUUUCCCAAGUUACCAUCUAUACCUGCCUGCCUUAUUAGGAGCCCUUAACAUCUCAGGAAAGACUAUGAUUAAAUCAAAACCACUUCCAACUUAAAGUGACAUCCUGUCAAGUCCUUAAUAAAACCCUUCUCCUUAAAAUACCCAUAAAUACUUAAAAAUAGGAUAGAAAUUCAAGACAUGUCUGAAACGUAAGGCUAUCAGCCAACCAUUUGGCAUUAACAGUGGGAACUCUAAAGGUAAGGAAACAGAAUUAAAAGGCUAGCCAAAGUUCUAUCCCUUGUAUCAAAAGCACCACUGGCUGAGGGUAAGGAAAAGGCUCUACCCUCUUCAACCAGAGCCCCUCACAGCCUAUUCCUAACUCCAAGAAGAGCCUUCCCAGUCAUCUAAUCCCAACCACUGUCCUACUGCCAAGAAUUGCUUUCUGAAAAGCCAAAAAUACAGUCUAUGAUCACCCAUAAUCCUGACUGCCUGCAGGAACUUUCUACCUUUAGCAAAGACUUCAAUAUUGUCCAGGCUUGUGGGUCUGGGUCAGAAAGGACACUGAGAGUGGAGGGAAACACUGUAAUUUCUCAAAUUCUCCAUUUGCUAGAAAAGGAGUCACAGCAACUCUGAAUUUUUAGAACAAGGAGCUGAAAACUAGGCAGCGGUUAGAUCUUUCCUCAGUCAAGUAGGACAGAACUAAAAAGAGCUUCUGUCUCUUCCAGCUCCUUGAGCCAGAGUCAAGCUGUGAAAUGAAUCCUCCAGGAAUCUGAAUCCCUUGGCCCAUUCCUGCCAGGCCCCUUUGCUAGAACUGUGCCACCCUGGGUGGCUUCCCAACGCAUGGGCCAUUGUUCAGUCUAUCACUAGUGCCAACAAAUAUCCCUCUUGGGUUAAAUGACUCUCCCAAAGAGAGAUGUUAACUCCUGCUGUGAUAAUGCUGCAAAAUAAGCCACCCCUAAAUUCAUAGGUUAGAAGAGCAAGCAUUUGUCUUUCUUGUCUAUGUGUCUGUCUACAGGCCGUAGGUUUGAUUCCAGGCUUCUAUAAGCUCAGAUCUAUUCUCCCUUUCUCCAUAUUCUCCUUGAAACAUCAGCUAUCAGGGACCUGUUCUUAUGACAAAUUGCAAAUACAUGAGAGGCAGAAACCCAACUGUGCUAACAUGUUGGAAGCUUCAGCUUAUACUACAAUGUGUCUGUUCACAUUUGUCUGUUGGCCAAAACAAGUCAGAUGGCUAAGCCCAAAGUCAAAAGGGAGGAAAAUAUACUCUAUUCCCAGAGGAAGAAAAGUGAUUGAUAUUUGCUGAAUAUCAAUUUCAAUGAAUAUCAAUAUCAGUAUUUGCUGAUAAUCUUUAAUCCAUCACAGGGAGUUAGGUUAGGACUUCAACACGUGAAUUUGAGGGGACACAAUUCAGCCAAUAACAACCUCUUUAGUGAGAGGAGAUGUGAGUUCACAUAGCAAAGCAAGCAGAAAUAAAAACUGAGGUCACUUUUGCCAUUACCAACCCCGUAUGGCAACACCAAUCUAGCUUUUGCCCCAAGCUAGACCAAGCUCUAUCAAAAGGAAUCAGGGUUCUCUGAAGAAAUGGCUGUUUCAAUGGCAGAGACAGGAAAUAUACAAGACAUGCCUAGAGCACCUUAUAGUGCCAGAAAGUCAGGAAGUGUUCAAAAUGGAAAGGAAAAAAAAAUCCACACAUUGAUGGCAGAAGGUCAGAGACAUAGAAGACAACUGAAAGAGAUCCCAACAACCAAAGUUGGAAUAAUUUAACAACAAAAUAAAGUAGUAUUAGAUUAUAAUCCAAAAUAUAAAAUAAAUAUGCACGAGUCCAUUC
Molecule: messenger RNA, 10198 nt
Organism: Odocoileus virginianus texanus
Lineage: Eukaryota; Metazoa; Chordata; Mammalia; Artiodactyla; Cervidae
Gene: ADRA1D
Product: adrenoceptor alpha 1D
Biological process (GO): adenylate cyclase-activating adrenergic receptor signaling pathway; cell-cell signaling; positive regulation of vasoconstriction
Cellular component (GO): plasma membrane
Molecular function (GO): alpha1-adrenergic receptor activity
Source: RefSeq, a predicted model, not a curated record